UUUAGAUACUUUUAAAUGGCAGUGUAUACAUAAAAAAGUGCACCGCGAAAAUUUAUGUAGAUCAAACAUUAAAGAACAUUUUGAAAGAUGAAGGUACCUAUACAUAAUAUCAACCAUCACGAAAAAAUUGCAUAAAGUAUAUCAAAAAAAUUAUUUUCUAAUGGACUUAAACGACGAAUUGGAAAGGCCUUCAAAAAUCAUCAAUAGAGGAACUUUAACUAAGCCAGAACUAACACAAACGUUUACAGGUAUAGAUAUUAAUAAUAUUCAUCAAUGUUUAUACCGCUCUCGUAGAUCAUCAUAUCCAAAAUUCCCAACUAAUAUUACAGAAGCAAUUAACGUAAUGAACGAAUGUCAAAUUAAAACUGUCCAGGAUGAAAACUUUAUUCUUGUUGUUGAUUCAGUAAACAAAAUUAUAUGUUUUUCGACAGAAUCGAAAUUAAAAUUGCUAUAUUCAGUAGACAGAAUAUUUGUGGAUGGUACUUUUACCUACUGUGCAAAAUAUUUUCUUCAGUUUUUUACUAUCCACAUAUUCAAGAACGGACAUUAUAUUCCACUCGUAUACUUUUUACUACUAGACAAAUGUAAAGUCACAUAUGCACGAUCGUUUGAAUAUGUGGUUGAUAAAUGUUUGAAAAUUGAUUUAUUAUUCUCUCCAUCAAAAUUAGUUUCCGAUUUUAAAGAAGCAUAUUGGUGCAAAAAUAAUAUGGCCAGAAAUACGGAUCGUCGGUUGCAGAUUUCAUUUAACACAAAAUUGGUGGAAAUACAUUCAAAGUCUUGACUUAUCAAAAGAAUAUAAAGAUGCAUCAAAUGAAAUAGGUAAUUGGCUAAAAUGGGAUUACCAUUAUUGAAUCCAGAAGAAGUAAGAGAUUGCUUUAUGACAGAUUUGAUGUCAGUAUCUCCAGAUGAUGAAAGGCAUCAAGAAAUAACUUCGGAACGUACUAACAAUAGCUGUGAGUCUUUCCACUCAAAAUUAAAUUCACAAUUCACAAAAGGUCAUCCAAACAUUUUCAUAUUCACCCAUAUUUUAAAUCAAAAAAAUACAUACUGACAGUUACAUACACAUAA
Molecule: messenger RNA, 1068 nt
Organism: Sipha flava (yellow sugarcane aphid)
Lineage: Eukaryota; Metazoa; Arthropoda; Insecta; Hemiptera; Aphididae
Exons: 3
Coding region: 833-1051 (72 amino acids)
Source: RefSeq, a predicted model, not a curated record